UACACAGGUGCAUGCCGUUGAUGCCUGCCGUCAUAGGUUGGUGGGCCAUGAAAGGUCCAUUCUUGAGGCUGGCGAUAUGAUCCGUAGAGACCCCGUUUGCUUGGCCUGAACUUCGGAGGGGCUGCUGGAGGAUGAAAGGAAGUCUCUGCUUUCUUUUGUGGUCUUCAGAAACCGAACAAGUCCAGGCCCUGCACCUCGCUGCACACCGUCCCGGGAUUAUCAUGAUCUGGCAUCGCUUUCGCACCCUCCUAUGCUCAAAGUUGAUAUUAUCUCUCACUUACGUUACUCAUGUUUUAUUUUUACCUUUUUUUUUUUUCCGAUCUCGGUGCUCCUUUCCUGCAUUUUCAUCCUCCCCACCUUGUCGACAACCCUGUCUGUCUCUGCUAUGAUAUCCACUAGCUUCCAAGGCAGCGUCCUCGUGACACCAUCAGCGGGGCUCAAUGGCGAGUUGUCGAGCAGAUAAACAAGUCGAGGUCACCCGUCC
Molecule: messenger RNA, 484 nt
Organism: Parathielavia appendiculata
Lineage: Eukaryota; Fungi; Ascomycota; Sordariomycetes; Sordariales; Chaetomiaceae
Exons: 1
Coding region: 132-389 (85 amino acids)
Source: RefSeq, a predicted model, not a curated record